Molecule: messenger RNA, 3204 nt
Organism: Pseudoliparis swirei
Lineage: Eukaryota; Metazoa; Chordata; Actinopteri; Perciformes; Liparidae
Product: cytospin-A
Exons: 13
Coding region: 1048-2940 (630 amino acids)
Molecular function (GO): protein binding
Source: RefSeq, a predicted model, not a curated record
CUUCUUUGUGCCAGCUCCUGUAAUCCCAUGAGAGCCGUCACCUGCAGAUGGCCCGCUGAGGGGAGAAGCUAUAGGGCUGGGCGGGCCUGUCCUGCAUCACAUAGCUGAGCACAGGUCCAGGUGUCCAAGCGCAGACCCGGACAGACCCGCUGUCGGUGGGUUUCCCGUCCUGGGAGUCCAGGAAGAGAAGUACUAUCUGACCCCUAAUCAUUCCUAAGGAGGACCAUCGCAGACCGCUCCAGAAAUGUUUUUCAGAGUCCGGAGACUGACUCUGGGCUACAUCCGGCUGCUGCAGACCCAGGCCUACCACAAUGUGUCCGUGACGCCCCCGGCCGAGACGAGCAUGCCGGGCUUGGCUUUGCUGCUGGGGGCCACGGGGAUCGGGAUGUGUGGCUACAGCUCCAGGCAGCUGGCCCUCUACCACCGGCCCUCCGCCCGCGUGCUGCAGUGGGCCGGCACGCACACGGACGCCAGCGUGGCGGCCACAGCAGCCCAGAGGACCCCCUUCCUGGAUGUCAAUCGCCGGGUCGGUGCCUGCCAGGAGAUCCCGCCCAUCUCCUUCGUGGGCCAGAGAGUUCCCGCGAGAUAACAACCGUUUGAUGCUGGGUUGGAUAUUGAUCGGCCAACAUCUUAGGUUGAGCUCCAGUUGCUAAACUUGUGCACGACGAGGAUUGAAGCCGUGCCGGCCCCCAGUGUGGCCCAUGUGCUCUCUGAAGCGGUGCAAGUGUGGAUAUUUGACCUUGAUGUUCGCAGGAAGCUGGUGGUGGUCGUGUAGUAAUAAAGAAUGAUGUGCAAAUAGUUGAAAAGCUAUUGGAUGGAAUCAAUUACUCACUAGUAUUAGAGUGGGCACGAAGCAAUAUGAAUGAUUUGAUUACGUAAUACCGAAUACUGGGCCUGAAUGUAGCUCAAAGGAGCGAACGUGUUUAAAUGUGGAGACAUUGUGUGUCUUUAUCAAGGGCUUGGCGUUAAAAGGGACCGACGCCCGGCAGGGCCUCUCUCUACACAGAUGGCUGGCAACUCUCUCUCUGUCAUCCCCGCUCCCCGGCCAUGUGUCACUUUGGUCUGAACGAAGUGAAAGAGCAACAAGCACCUGCAGGGCCCCACCAGUGGCCCACACCCCAUUACUGCAGAAUGGGUAACUUCACCAGCAAGGACGGCCAUGGACCCACAGGGGCCCUUGGGGAUGGUUUCCACACUCCUCCUGCUUCUCCACAGAGUGAGGGCCCUGCUCCUAUGCCCGGCGUCCCCCAACUCCUUCACCCUACUUCCCCUCAACCUUCCCCCGGAGCACCGGUUUCAUCGCCGCCUCCAGUCCCGGUCCUCACAUCCAGUGGGAAGAAACCACAGCCAAGCACCAACCCAAGCACUUCCAGUGCUGCUCCUGAAUGGAGGCCUCCUCCACCCGUCGGUUCAAAUAGCUUCACCUUUGGCCCUGGAGUUAGCCCACUGCACCCCAAGUCAGGAAGUACUGUGGGUAGAGGUGCUUUGGGGAGGAAUGGGGGUCCUCCUACUUCCACCCCUCGACCUUUGGCUUCCCAGGGGAAGACUGUGUCCAGCAGCCCCACAAAGAGCCCCUCUUCUCUGGGUAGUGCCUCACCUGUGGUGGGCAGCUCUUCUGGGCAGAACUGGAGGGAAAGGGACAGUGGUCUGAUUCAGUCUUUACUGCCGGCUCAGGAAGCUGGGGUCAGCCAGGGGGAGGAGCUUGAGACGCUGCUGGAGGAGUGCAGGUCAACAUUGGGUAUCACUGCCGGUCAGGAUGGGGCCACCUGCACUGCAGAGAUACUGAAGCAUCUACUGACAGAAGUGAAGAGUUUGAAGAGUACUUUACAGACGGAGCGUGGGGAAUGGCUGCAGUUCCAGGCUGACCUCCAGGUGGCGGUGGCGGUGGCAGACCGCCUGAGAGCCGAAGCAGAAGAAGAGCUGACCGCGCUCCGAGCGGCGCACAAAGACGUGGAGAGGGAGCUGGCCGCUUCCCAGCAGAGACAGAAGGAGGCCGAUGUGCAACUGGUGACCCUGAGAGGGGAGCUGAAGCAGAGCAGGCAGAGACUGGCUACUCUGGCCCAGGCUCCAUGCCAGGAAGCAGAAAGGCCCAAUGGAGAAGCAACCAACAGCUCCGAAAGCAAAGAAGGGACCCCAAGGGGCAGAGAGAGAGGGCCGUACAGGCUCGGGCGAGAAGGAAUGGAAAGUGGGAGUCUGAAUGAAUCGACGAAGAACGUCGUGAGCGAGGAUGCCCGAGCGGACUGUAAAGGUGUGACCAAGCGGUACCUGAGGAACGUGAUCAAUAAGGAUCGGAGCGGAGAGGAGGUGCGAUGCAGCGAGACGCGAAGGACCUUAACCUCGGAGAGGUCAAGGAGCCUAUCCAGGUUGCCUGCCCCCUCAGGCUCCCCCACCAUGCAGAAUGGAACAUCCCAGCCCCAUACCGCCUCAACUGGUGGCCCUAUAAACAAGAACUCGGGGCAACUGAGAGGCCGAAGAGGUCUGGAUUGGCAAGACAGUCGGUCAAGCGCUGACACAGGAAAACGUGAGGAGUCUCUAAACAAGUACAACUCCACCCUCAUGGAGCUGCCAGCCACCAAGUCUCAGGAUGGUUUCAACCUGCUGCUGCGUCGACACGGAGGCUCAAAGAGAAACUCUCUGCUCCGUUGGUGUCAGAGCCGAACACACGGCUACAAGAGUAUCGACAUCACCAACUUCAGCAGCAGCUGGGCCGACGGUCUCGCCUUCUGUGCCGUGUACCACACCUACCUCCCCUCGCACAUCCCUUACACCACGCUCGCUCCAGAGAACAAGAAGGAGAAUCUCAGCCUGGCAUUCAAAACAGGAGAGACCGUUGGGAUUGCACAAACCCUGACGGUAGAGGAGAUGCUGAGAGCAGGAGGACCUGAUUGGCAAAGGGUCCUGAACUACGUGGAGAGCAUCUACCGUCACUUUGAGAUGUGACUGCUGCAGGUAUACUCACUCGUACAGUGAUCCCGAGAGAAGGGAUCCUUAAGGACUCUCCGAAGUUAGUUGUAAUGGUUCCCUCAAUACUAUAAUAUACGUUUUCUUGUGGGACCGGAAACUGGAUAAACUUCCGUUUAAGAUACAAUUUCCUGAUGAAGACUCCCAGUCAAACAUAAAAAGUCUUUAUAAUUUGAAUUUGCUGCUGUGGUUUGAAGUCCCAUCUGCUUGUAAUACGCUUCAUAAAAUGUUCUUUAACCAGAA